CAUGUUCAAAAAAAAAAAAAAAAAAAGGGGGGGGGGGGGGGGUGUUCAUUAAUUAGAGUUAUUUCCUUUGACAGAGAAAGAGGGUAAGAGGAAAACGAUGGAUGCCAUGCGGAACAGCUGUAUGUGCUGAUGGGCGCGAACCGCAAUGGCGACGUAAGGGAGGUGAAUCGGAAGUACAACCAUCGCGAUGUCUGCCGCCUCUACUUGUCCGGCGUUUGCCCUCACGAACUCUUCCAAUUAACGCUAGUGCUUGUGCCAGGAAAGUCAAGGUUGCUCUCUGCAGCCUCAAUUGUAUGGACUCUAUGUUCAUAGGGCAAUUUGGCAAAACAGAUUACACAGCAAUGUCCGGAGUGGGUAUAACGUUUCAAAUUAAUGGGGCUCUGAUGGUGGUGACUGAAGGUCGUGAAGGUGUUGUUCAAGCAGUACAAACUCCUCCCACUGUGAUGCCACUUAUAAGAAAAACGGAUAGGAUAGCGCAGUGUGAUGGUAUGCUAUGCGUCCCUCCUGCUGAUAGAGUUGUAGUUUGGAAUCCUUCAAGAAAGGCACUUAAGAGAUUUCCAGCACCUCCCAAGCCAAACUUUCUAUAUAAUGGUAUGGGUUUGGGUUUUGGUUAUGAUUCCACCAUUGAUGAUUACAAAGUUGUAAAUAUUUGGCUUGACAAAGGACGAACAACCUUCCAGAGCUUGAGGUUGAAGAUGGGUUUGUGGAAUGCUAUUGUUAGUGACAUACAAUAGCCUUUUUGUGUUGGGGGGAAAACAGGGAAGGCUGCUAAUGGCUGCAUCUAAUGGAUUGGCAAAAAACAGAAUGAUGAUGGUAGGUAUCUAAAACGUUUCAGAGUACGUUUUGAUCUAGAGAAAGAGAGGAUGAGGGAAGAGACAUUUCAAAAUGAUGAGAGAGGAUGAGGGAAGAGACAUUUCAAAAUGAUGAGACCUGGAACUCGAUGUGUUUUGGGAAUUUUGGGAGAUUAUCUGGGUCUAACAAGCAUUGCCGGCCCUAAACAUAGUAGUUAUUAUGAUAUGUGGGUAAUGAAGGAAACUAUGUACAGAAAUUGUUGGAACAAAUUGUUCAGACUUCCAGUAUGUUUCUGUUCCCUGUACAACUGCUUCUCCAUGCAUUAUACUAGGUUUUAGCAAAUGAAUGUAACAGACAUGCAGAAUUAUUUCUUUACAAUUUUAAAGAUGUAUCAGUAAGGAAGAUUGCAAUCAAUGGCCUUGGUUCAACCGUCUCUGAGUUUGGCAUGGUUCCAUUCUUAGAGAGUUUGGUCUCACCAGGCGCAUGUGAAUUUGAUGAAUUCUCAAAUCCCAGUACAGAUGGCCUUGCAACUUUGUGCAGACCAGUAAAGUGGAUUUAUUAAC
Rubroshorea leprosula is the source of this 1355-nucleotide messenger RNA. NCBI's taxonomy places the organism in Eukaryota, Viridiplantae, Streptophyta, Magnoliopsida, Malvales, Dipterocarpaceae. The record is from the annotation of a GenBank genome assembly.